Cynoglossus semilaevis (tongue sole) is the source of this 4858-nucleotide messenger RNA. RefSeq names its product ALK receptor tyrosine kinase (gene alk). Gene Ontology annotation, molecular function: protein binding; ATP binding; transmembrane receptor protein tyrosine kinase activity. The transcript is spliced from 25 exons. Bases 1354 to 4419 code for a protein of 1021 amino acids. Gene Ontology annotation, cellular component: plasma membrane; signaling receptor complex. NCBI's taxonomy places the organism in Eukaryota, Metazoa, Chordata, Actinopteri, Pleuronectiformes, Cynoglossidae. Gene Ontology annotation, biological process: multicellular organism development; cell surface receptor protein tyrosine kinase signaling pathway; protein phosphorylation. The record is from RefSeq and is a predicted model, not a curated record.
ACGAAAUCCAUGUCAGGCACAAUAAUCAGCAACAGCUUUUCCAUUAUUGCAAGGCCUGAAAUGUAGGAUUCCUGUUGCUGAUGGUGACUGUUAAGUAUCCGUGGUUCCACGUUGAUGUGCUAGUUUAAGGAGAUGAUAAUAGAGGCACAGCUCUUUGAACAGAUAAAACAGCAUGGGAUACAACAGCCUCAGAGUGCAUCCGUUUUCUUCCCAAAUGCAUCCUCAAAGCGCAUCAAACCUUUUAAGAAGUAUUUGCAAAUUAAAUAUGUCGUUGAUGAUCAAGUGUUGCAUUGUUUCUAGCCAUUUGUAUUUACUUGGCAUGUUCACAGACUCCACUCUUAAUCUACCAUUGUAUUACUAAAUUCUUCUAUCUCUACCACUGAUUAUUAUACCUAACACUCUAAGCAAAGACACUUCUCAGUUAUUACACAUUUAACAGUAGUAGUUUAUGUGUGUGGAUCCUUAUACUUAUGAUUGAGUAUUCAAAAAUCGUACACCUUCAAGCAUUAAUUCUGAGUGUAAUCAGUGGUUAAUUAUUUCUAUAUUUCCCCAGUUCCUUCCUACUGUUCUUCGGACAUUGAUAUAUGCUUGUGUGAUUGUUUGCUUUCCUCUUUUGGGCUUCAGUGAUUUUGCUGUAUUUCUUUUCUCGUCUUAUUUUGUCUUUUCACAUGCAGCAUAGCAAAACCACUAUGCUAUGCUACAUUGAACAAACCACAAAUUGUAUCAGUGUCCAUAUUAUUUUGUUUAUUUUUCAGGACAGCACAACGCUAUACUAGGGCAUUAACAAAAACAAAAUAAAAAAAACAAAAAACAAACACACACACAAAAAACAAACAAACAAACAAACAAACAAACAAACAAAAAAACGUCGACGACCACUGGGAGGAGUCGAGAAGUUUUUUUUUCUUCCGCGUGGGCACUAACGCACGAGAGAGGCCUCUUUGGCCUACGUCGAUAUUGUACCACGACUAAACCAGUAGUCAUAAUCACUCCAUAAAGUGAUAGAUAACGUGUCCCUGAGCGUAAGAAAAUAAAUAAAAAACUCGCCAAGCCACCUGCCGUUGACAACAAGUGCUCUGAAGGAUAAGUGUGCCCCAGUUGCGCAUUAAACCAGAACUUUAAAUUGACGGUGCUGUGGAACUCCACUUCCGUCAUGCUGGAGCGGAUACGUGAGCAGAGGAACCCCCCGCGGUUUGUCCCGGCAGGUGAAACUGCCACUUUCACUGGGAGCUGACAGGACAACUGAUUGCCGUGUUAUCUGCAUUAGCAAAGGCUACGGGAGUCGUUUAUGAUGAUACUGCGUCUAGUAGGACUGCAGCCAAAUUUCUUGGAGGGUACUGGAGCUUUUCCUGGAUGUCUGAAUAUGACCUGAGCUUUCCUAAUGACUCCAUCAUGUCAGAAAACCAGUGCCAUGGGAAUAAAAGAACAUGUGUCCAGCAACAAGAAGGCAUACCAGAGUUUACAUGGAGCAUAGUGGCUGCUGGGGACCUGCAGCAAGAAAUGAAUGGAAGGAGUGAGAAGAAGACUGGAAGUCCACAGGGAUGGGAGGAAGGUAAGACUGAAGGUCAGUUCCUCUGGGUGAACAGUUCAGCCUUUGGUGGACCCUGGGUUCUAAGUCCUUGGCUUUGGGGAGGCCAGAUUCCAUGUGGCCUGGACCUAGCUCUAUUCCUUCACCCAAAGCAGAGCGGCCAAUACACCAUAUGGCUCAUUGAGAGAGACAAACCACCGCUAGCUCUCUUCUCCACCGAUACACUUCCACCAAUCACAGGCUGGGCAGUUGUCCACCUCACUCUGGGCACACAUGGAGGAUCGCCAUUUCGAGUUUCUGCCAGUUAUGACCAGCGGAUCCCACAAGAGGACACCGCGACGAUUGAGCCCUACUUUACCACCAACUGCACCAUGGCAUCCUCAGCCGGCCCUAACAUCACGCUGGAGGGUCAGUACCACUGUCGCCACGGACCUGCCAUCCCCCUGGACAAACUGUGUGACUUCAGCACAGACUGCCCUCUCGGUGAUGACGAAGGCGAACUAUGUCGUCACUUUCUUAAUGGCACCUACUGUUCUUUUGAGGAAGGUGAAUGCAGUUGGCGAUCUGCUGCUGUUCAUGGCUUUUCCUGGAGAAGAGUCCAGUUUAAGACCAAGGCCAUCAGACGCAGUUGCCCGUCGUCAGGUUAUAUGUUCAGUGUGGAGGGAGGACAGACCAAAGUACACGGUGGUGCAGCUUUACUCACGAGUCCUCUGUUUCCUCCUCCUCUCCGGAACUCUCCAUGCACAGUGCGGUUCUGGCUAUGUACCGGGGCCUUACAGAAGGGGUCGCUGUCUCUGUGGAUAGUGGAGAAUAGUACAGGGCCUGAAGAGCAGCGCAAACUGUGGCAUUUAGGGCCUGAGCUCAAAUCUGAACGGGGAUGGAAACUCGUCACACUGCCCCUCUAUGGCCUGGCUGAUUGGUUCUGGCUGCACUUCAGCACAGAUGACGGACUUGGACCUGGUUCAGCCAUCUUUCUUGACAACAUAUCUUUUAGUAUGGACUGCUUCCUGGCAUCCAAUGGUGAAUUUCCUCCUGUGCUGACCAACACAAACCAGCUUAAGAGUACGACCAUGUCCAAACCUCUGAAGAAGCCGCCUGAUUACUAUAAAUGGAUCUUUCACACCUGUGGAGCUGCAGGACCUGAAGGCCCAACACCAAGUCAGUGCAUCAAUUCCUACAGGAACAGCAAUGUUAAUGUGACAGUAGGAACCCGGGGUCUUCUGAAAGGAAUUCAAAUGUGGCGGGUCCCAGAAACUGGCAGCUACAGGAUUAUCGCCUACGGUGCAGCUGGGGGUCGUAGUGUGCUAGCCAUGAGAAGGUCACAUGGUGUCUACAUCUCUGCUGAUUUUCUGCUAAGAAAAGGGCAGCUGCUUUACAUUCUGGUGGGCCAAAAAGGAGAAGACGCGUGCCCCAGUUCCAACAGCAUCCUGAAUAAGAUCUGCCUGGAACAGAGCAGCCCACUGGUGAACAAAACCCAAGUAAAGGGGGGCGGCGGAGGAGGUGGAGGGGCCACUUAUGUAUUUAAGGUGGACAGAGAUGUGUACACACCUCUAAUCAUCGCUGCUGGUGGAGGGGGCCGAGGCUACAGUAGCCAAUCAGGGACACAGUUGGAGCAGAUGGACUAUGAACCAAGUCAGCCUGGACGCAAUGGGAGGUCCAAUGCAGCAGGUGGAGGUGGAGGGUGGAAUGAUAUUGCUCCUGUCAGUCAAGGCGGCAGACCACUGGUGCUGGGGGGGCAGGGAGGCCAGGCAUGUCAGAAGUUUUGGCAGACCCGCGGAGGCUUUGGAGGAGGCGGAGGGGGCUGCUUGUCUGGUGGGGGCGGUGGAGGCUACAGAGGUGGUAAUACCUCUUAUGAUGACAACCCCAAACGUGACGGUGAUGAUGGAACAUCAUUUGUCGGUCCAGGAGAGCUCUUUAUCUCCCCACUUAAAGCAAUGGAGGGCGAUGGUGAAGUGAUCAUCAGUCCAGUGCUGAACUGCAGCCACUGUGAGAGCGGUGAAUGCCACGAGACUAAGGACAGCGUUGUGUGCUACUGUGAAGAUGACCUCAUUCUGGCACAGGACAGAGUGUCCUGCAUCAACAGUACAGCAGUCACUCUGCUGACUCCACAGCCGUCUCUCUCUCACCUGGCCCUGGGUCUAUCCGUUGGCACUUCAGCCCUCAUCGCUGCCCUGCUGCUGGCUGUGUCGGGAGUCAUGAUAAUGUACAGACGUAAACAUACAGAGCUACAGUCCAUUCAGCUGGAGCUUCAGAGUCCAGAGUGUAAGAUCAGUAAACUGCGAGCCUCCACAAUCAUGACGGACUACAACCCAAACUACUGCUUCGCCGGCAAAACCGUCUCCGUGAGUGACCUGAAGGAAGUGCCAAGACGCAACAUCUCCCUCACCAGGGGACUGGGCCACGGGGCCUUUGGUGAAGUGUAUGAAGGUCUGGCAGUGGGAGUACCAGGUGAACAAAGUCCACUGCAAGUGGCAGUAAAGACUCUUCCUGAGGUUUGCUCUGAGCAAGAUGAGCUGGACUUUCUAAUGGAGGCCCUAAUCAUCAGCAAGUUCAGCCAUCAGAACAUCGUGCGUUGUGUAGGUGUGAGCCUGCAGGCAAUGCCCAGGUUCAUCCUGCUGGAGUUGAUGGCAGGUGGUGACCUCAAGACUUUCCUGAGGGAGACCAGACCAAGACUGGAGCACCCCUCCAGCCUCACCAUGGUGGACCUUCUCAGUGUGGCCAGAGACAUAGCUAAAGGCUGCCAGUACCUGGAGGAGAACCAAUUUAUACACAGGGACAUUGCAGCACGUAACUGUCUACUCACCUGCAAAGGACCGGGCCGUACUGCCAAAAUCGGAGACUUUGGAAUGGCUCGAGAUAUUUACAGGUACACUUCUUCCAGUAAUCACUAAGUAUUCUUGGACUGCAGGCCAUUUCUGCAUGGAUCAAAUUCAAAUUGUUAAUUUACCCUUUUCAUGAAUUAUUAAAUCCCUACUGAGAAAUGUUAGAAUAAAAUAUGGAAAUAAAACAUCAACCCCUCAAAUAUUUGGGUAAAAAAAGACAGAAAGUCAAUUCUACACCUUUCUCAAACAUACUAGGGAUGUGAAGAGAAAACACAAACAAUCAAAGAGGAGUGAUGAGUUUGAAUUCCUCCCCACGUGUUUGCGAAGCUACUGGCCUUCAAAAUAAAAGCUUGAACACAGAGCUGUGAUAUUGUCCACUAAUUUAAGUCUUCUCUAGCCUCCUGGCGUCUCAUUAUUCUUCACUCUAUCUAUUUAUUACAGCUACAGCUGUUUCACGUGACUGUUUAAAUGAAUGCUCAAUUCAGCAGGGAAAUAUUAAAGCUUUCAU